UUGAUUUUGCUUUGUUUCACACAACUUAUCCGUGUUGGCUUUUGCUUGAAUAUGCUUGCGUGUGAUCUUCGCAUGUUUGUUCAUUUGCAAUCUUAUUGUCGUUCGCUUUAGUUAUGAUAAAGACACAUUGGUUUCCACACCUUAUAAGCAUUGAGCGUGUAAACGCGUCGUUUCAUUGGAUUCCCCUUUUUAUUGAUCGCUAUAAUCUCUCUCUAUAAUUGGCUUUAAUGCUGCAUCCACGCCAAAAGCUGUCAGUAUAAAGGCCAAUUCACACCGCACGGACAAACGCCAACAAACAAGUCUGUUAGAGUUUGUUGGAUCAGUGUGUUGCCCUUAUCGGCGUUUGUUGCCGUUGGUCUGAGUUUUUCACCUUACUGAACAUGUUUAAUCGGCGUUUGUUGGGUCGUGGAAUGUCUGAACGGUGUGAUAUGAUUUUCCAACAAACGACAACAAACUCUGACGUAAUCUGACCUGGCCACGAUCCGUUGCCAUGACGAUGCGCAUACUUCCCUUAAAGCGAACUUCACCCGCGGCCUCUUUCUUUUUAUUCGCCGUUUUUAAAUCCGACCCGCCAGUCUCUUGCGUUUUAUGCAAAUGGGGAGGGAGGGAGGUUGAUGAUCCCGUAACCACAAUCAAAAUUUUACUAUUAUUAAUGUAUUUGCGUGUCAUUCGCGCGGUUACGUCACGUCCGUAAACACAAAGUCUGGCGCGUAGGGCUGUGGAAGGGGAAUGGUUUGUAGCUCUGUAGCUCGCCGCCACACUAAAUGAGGGUCAUUUUGGAAGUAGUUAGCAGGGAUUAUGGAUCGUUCUAAACGGAAAACUUCAACGACCUCUGGAGAAACGCCCGUGGUCAAGGCAAAGGCGCCACGAACCGCACAGAGCCUGCUAGCGAAACGGGAAAGCGACAGAGUUCGCGGUAAAACCAGAAUCAAUAUCGGCAGAGCGUUUGAGCGGUGGAGCCAGUUCAGAGAUCUCAAAGGAUUUCAGACCGACACAGAACUGGCUUUUUUCUUGCUGGACACGGUGUGUGGUGGGCAUCUUUUGCAAGACAAAUCCAGUGCGUCUUUGAGAAAGAGAGGAAGACCCCGGAAAUCAACAUUUGCAUCUGCACCACAAACUGAGGUGUGUAGGAAGAUUCUGAGGGAUUCACCUCAGCCCAGUUGGGACACCCAGUCAGACACUGAAUCUGUGCCUAGUCCAGAAGCCCAGUCCACAAACGUUGAGGUCCUUGGGAUCUGCUAUGACCUCCCUCCCCUAUGGCCAUAUCAACCAGAUAAACAAGCACAGCCUGAACGACUAAUAGAGGAUAGAUUUGACCCAGAUGUCAGCAUGGGUUACACUGAGGAACAAAACCGUAUGAUGGAGCAGAGUUCAUCUUCAAGCACAACUACAGAGGAAGACAGCGCAGUGCACUAUGAGGAAAGAAAGGAUGAAUUCGCACAGACUGCCCUGCGAUUGGAGGAACGUUUAAACACCAUGAGAUCUUUGUCUGAUGCCGCAUCUGAUCCCAUUUCAAUGACAAGAGGAAUAGUAGAUCAGAAAGAAAGAAAAUGGGCGGUCAACAAAUCCAGUUUGACAGGACUGUUCAGAACCUGCCAUCAGUGUGGAGAGCCGGUUCUGGAAUUUAAAACUUUAACAUCCGGGAGUCUGAUUCGGAUUCAGUGGGAAUGCUCAAAGGGACAUCUCAUGUGGCUCUUUCCCAACCACAACCCAACAUAACACACACAGACUGAAACCAGACGGGGAUGAAUGUACAGCAGUGUAUCUAGAUUUAUUAAAAUGUGAAUAUAAAAGAAAUAAAGUUUCUACUUUGGAAUUACAAAAUUGAGGAAUUUUUUUCGUACUUCGACUCAAAUUGUUUGACUCGCUCUGGGAA
This is a messenger RNA of Sinocyclocheilus rhinocerous, 1876 nucleotides long. RefSeq lists its product as uncharacterized. The transcript has 5 exons. The coding region runs from base 799 to 1719 and encodes 306 amino acids. NCBI's taxonomy places the organism in Eukaryota, Metazoa, Chordata, Actinopteri, Cypriniformes, Cyprinidae. The record is from RefSeq and is a predicted model, not a curated record.